Messenger RNA from Anolis sagrei ordinatus, 1202 nucleotides. NCBI's taxonomy places the organism in Eukaryota, Metazoa, Chordata, Lepidosauria, Squamata, Anolidae. The record is from RefSeq and is a predicted model, not a curated record.
GUUUCGGAGCAGGCGGGUUCGGGUGUCUCCCGGCUACAGCCCUCGCUGCUGCGGCUGCCGUUACGGGUCUCGGGAAGGGAAAAAAAGAUCCUCGCCAUGGGCAACGUCCUGGCCGCCAGCUCCCCGGCCCCCCCUCCGGCGGCACCGCCUGGGCCGGGCUCCGGCUUGGUCUCGGUGCCGCCCGGCUUCUCCAUGCCCCCCGUCGCUGGCCUGGUGCCCCCCACGCAAGACCGCCCCGCCGACGACAAGUGCGACCAGCUCCCCAACCCAGGAACAUUUGAGCAGUGCCACCGGAAGUGCAAAGAAUUGUUUCCCAUCCAAAUGGAGGGCGUGAAGCUGACGGUGAACAAAGGGCUCAGUAGUCACUUCCAGGUGAACCACACGGUGGCCCUCAGUACCGUCGGCGACUCCAAUUACCACUUUGGGGUGACCUACGUCGGGACGAAGCAGGUCAGCCCCACAGAGGCCUUUCCCGUCUUGGUGGGCGACAUGGACAACAGCGGCAGCCUCAAUGCACAGAUCAUCCACCAGCUCUCCAGCCGGAUCAGCUCCAAGUUGGCCUUUCAGACGCAACAGUCCAAGUUUGUGAACUGGCAAGCGGACUGUGAAUACCAGGGCACAGACUUCACGGCGGCCGUCACGCUAGGGAACCCUGACGUUUUGCUGGGAUCAGGGAUCCUGGUGGCGCAUUACCUGCAGAGCAUCACGCCGUGCUUGGCGCUGGGCGGGGAGCUGGUGUACCACCACCGCCCGGGAGAAGAAGGCACCUUGAUGUCUCUGGCCGGGAAGUACACGGCGCCCAACUGGAUCGGGACCCUGACGGUCGGGCAGACGGGGGCCCACGCCACCUACUACCACAAAGCCAGCGACCAGUUGCAAGUUGGGGUAGAAUUCGAAGCCAGCACUCGGAUGCAGGACACCAGCGUCACGUUCGGCUACCAGCUGGACCUUCCCAAAGCCAACCUUUUGUUCAGAGGUUCCGUGGACAGCAACUGGAUUGUGGGGGCCACUUUGGAGAAGAAGCUCCCCCCCUUGCCCUUGACGCUGGCCAUGGGCGCCUUCCUCAACCACCGCAAGAACAAGUUCCAGUGCGGGUUCGGCCUCACCAUCGGAUAGACACCGGGGGGUGGGGGGCUCCCGCGCCUCUGCCGGCCGCUCUCUCGUUCUCUCUCUCUCCGCGCCUCCUCCCCACCUGCAUCCUC